Messenger RNA from Mastomys coucha (southern multimammate mouse), 5630 nucleotides. It is a transcript of the gene Smarcal1, whose product is annotated as SWI/SNF related, matrix associated, actin dependent regulator of chromatin, subfamily a like 1. NCBI's taxonomy places the organism in Eukaryota, Metazoa, Chordata, Mammalia, Rodentia, Muridae. Bases 721 to 3456 code for a protein of 911 amino acids. Gene Ontology annotation, biological process: replication fork processing; DNA repair. The record is from RefSeq and is a predicted model, not a curated record. The transcript is spliced from 17 exons. Gene Ontology annotation, cellular component: nuclear replication fork. Gene Ontology annotation, molecular function: ATP binding; ATP-dependent chromatin remodeler activity.
ACAAGUCUGGGAUACAUGAGUUACUGUCUAAGCUUCAUAGGUUGUAGUAUGGAUUAACUUAAAUUCAUAUUAAUGUUCGGCACGCUGACUGAGGCUCUAACAAUCCCAAUUCCUCUUUGGUCUGGGGAAGCAGCGGCUAGGGCUUAUAAGGACAACACUAUUAGAAACGGGUGUGACAUGAAAAUCUUUAAUUAAGUGUCAAAUCAAUCUGGCUGUAAGACAUGUCUAGAGACACCGCAGACACUGAACGCUCAGCAUUCAUUACGCCUGACUAAACGUUUGGAGAAACUGAGAGCUACAACUCCCAGGGUGCACCACACCUUGACCCGCCCACAACGCUACGCCUCUCAAAUUCACUAACCUCCAAUGGGCAGGCUUCCGGACUCAAACUACAAACCCCAGAAGGCCCUACACCAAGUGUAAUAUCACCCUCAAUUUAAGACCGGGAUCUGCGGCGUAUUGGCUGUUGGGAAAUGUAGUUCGACGGUGGCCGAGCCAUUCAGUGCCAGUGGCCCUCUCCAAGAUGGGUGAAAUUGUAGCGCUUGAGUUUUAGUUCCUCUAACAGUCCACCCAGAAGCGAAAACUGCCUUAGCAAGGCUCUGAAAGACGCUCCUGGGCUAGGGCUGUUUUGCGAAGGUGCCUCAUUUUACUGCCUUCCCUAGCCUUUACCAUCUUGCCAAUUAAAGGGUGACAUUCCUGCAUAAGCCUAUCCUGUUAAAAAUGUCCUUGCCACUUACAGAGGAGCAGAGGAAAAAGAUUGAAGAGAAUCGGCAAAAGGCUUUGGCCCGUCGGGCUGAGAAGUCAGCAGAUCAGCCACAGAGCACAGCUUCAGGCUCCUCUGCUGCGGGGCCAUCCCAGUCCAAGCAGGCCUCUCUCCUGAAUCUCCUAGCAGGGCCUUCAAAGCCAGCAGGCCAUGCUGCUAUUUUCAAUCAACAGAAUCUCAAUAAUUCAUUUGCUACUGAUCAGAGACCUCACAGCUCCCACUGUUCUCAGCCCAGCCCAGCAGCGGAAGCAAAGGGACUAUGGAAGAUCCAAGGAGAGAUGUCCACAGCCUGCCCAAACCCUAACCCCAGUCCUCCAGAAGUCUCUAACCAACAGCUUUUGGGUUAUAAAUCCAGUGAGGGACAUCCCCAAGCAGCCCAGGAUACAGCAGCUUCCUCUGCUGGCCCAUUUCCCAGGGAUCCUGAGUUAGAGGCCAAGGCAGUGAGGCCUUCCACCUCUGGGCAGAGCAUUUCGGACACCUUUUAUGCCUUAGGGGUGAAAACACCUAGGACAGAAGGGAGACCUCCAAAAACACUGCAAGCCUCAUCCCAAAACGCAAGCUGUCUACGGGGAACGUGCAUAAGGACUGGGAGUCGCUUCCGGGUAAAGAUCGGCUACAACCAAGAGCUCAUUGCCGUGUUUAAGUCUCUGCCCACCAGGCGCUAUGAUCCUUUUACAAAAACCUGGGACUUCAGCAUGAGCGACUACAAAGCCUUGAUGAAGGCAGUUGAGCGGCUCUCCACGGUCUCCCUGAAGCCAUUGGAAGAGGUUGGUGGCACUGUUGGGAUUCAGACCAGCCUUCCCUCAGCUCCAUCCCUUUCCUUUGUGACAGGGAGAUGCAUGCUCAUCUCCCGAGCCCGCUUUGAGGUCGACAUCGGCUAUUCGGAGGUGGUGAUUGGCCUGUUUAAACAGAUGGAGUCCAGGAGUUACGAUGCCAGGACCAGGAAGUGGAACUUUCUCUUGGAAGAGCACAACAAACUAAUUGCAAGGUCACGUGAACUCAAGCAAGUUCAGCUGGACCCUCUGCCCAAGACAGUGACCCUGGCAUUUGCCUCUCAGCUGGAGAAAACGUCUCCCAAACUGAAAGUAGACGUGCCAGAAGCUGACCUUUCUGGAGUGGAUGCCAAGCUUGUGUCUAACCUCAUGCCCUUUCAGAGAGAGGGAGUUAGCUUUGCCAUAUCAAAAAGAGGCCGCCUGCUACUUGCCGAUGACAUGGGCCUAGGGAAGACCAUCCAAGCCAUCUGCAUAGCAGCUUUUUACCGAAAGGAGUGGCCACUGCUGGUGGUCGUACCUUCCUCUGUGCGCUUCACCUGGGAGCAGGCCUUUCUUCGGUGGCUUCCAUCUCUUAGCCCAGAGAACAUCAACGUGGUGGUGACCGGGAAGGGCCGCCUAACAGCUGGCUUGGUCAACAUUGUCAGCUUUGACCUUCUUUGCAAGUUGGAGAGGCAGCUGAAAACCCCUUUUAAAGUCGUCAUUAUUGAUGAAUCACACUUCCUCAAAAACAGUAAGACUGCCCGCUGCCGAGCCACUGUGCCUAUCCUAAAGGUUGCCAAGAGGGUGAUCCUGCUGUCGGGCACACCUGCCCUGUCUCGGCCUGCAGAGCUCUACACACAGAUCAUUGCUGUCAAGCCAACCUUCUUCCCUCAGUUUCAUGCCUUUGGACUUCGCUACUGUGAUGCCAAGCGGCUCCCUUGGGGCUGGGAUUACUCAGGCUCCUCCAACCUGGGUGAGCUGAAGCUGCUGCUAGAGGAGGCAAUCAUGCUGCGGCGGCUCAAAUCGGACGUGCUUUCCCAGCUUCCAGCCAAGCAACGCAAGAUGGUGGUGGUCAACCCUGGUCGGAUCAGCUCCAGGGCUAAGGCAGCCCUGGAUGCAGCAGCCAAAGAAAUGACCAAGGACAAAACUAAGCAGCAGCAGAAGGAAGCUCUCCUUGUCUUCUUCAACAGAACGGCAGAAGCUAAAAUCCCGUGUGUCGUUGACUACAUCCUGGACCUGCUGGAGAGCGGACGAGAGAAGUUUCUAGUGUUUGCACACCAUAAGGUGAUUCUGGAUGCAGUUGUUAAGGAACUUGAGAGGAAGAACGUUCAGCACGUCCGGAUUGAUGGCUCCACCCCCUCAGCAGACCGGGAGGCUCUGUGCCAGCGGUUCCAGCUGUCCAAAGGGCACACAGUAGCAGUGCUGUCCAUCACAGCUGCCAACAUGGGCCUCACCUUCUCCUCAGCUGAUCUGGUGGUGUUUGCUGAGCUGUUCUGGAACCCAGGGGUGCUGAUGCAGGCUGAGGACCGUGCCCACCGCAUUGGACAGACAAACUCUGUGGCCGUCCACUACCUAGUGGCACAAGGCACAGCAGAUGACUACCUUUGGCCUCUGAUUCAAGAGAAGAUUAAAGUUCUGGGGGAAGCUGGGCUUUCUGAGACCAAUCUCUCGCAAAUGACGGAAGCUGCGGCGGACUACCUCUACAAGGACCCAGAGCAGAAGACGAUCUACGACCUGUUCCAGCAGUCCUUUGAAGACGAUGGAAAUGACAUGGAAUUCCUGCAAGCAGCAGAGUCCUUUGAACUAGGAAGUACUUCAGGCACCUCUGGAAGCGGUUCCCAGGAUCUGGGAGAUCUCUUAGAUGAAGAUGAAGGCAGUCCACCAAAGAAAAGCAGAUUUGAAUUCUUUGAUAACUGGGACAGCUUUACCUCUCCCUUUUGAAAGGGUCAAAGAAAGAAAAGAAAACAAGCAUUCAAACAAUCAUGGGACUCACUGAAAUAAAGUAUUUUAUUUAAAAGCCUGUAUUCCUUUUGUCUUGCAGCAGAAGAGUCCAAGGCCAGUAGGUGCCAGUAUCUCUUUUCCUGUGUUCCUAGACAGGGGCCUGCUUGGAGGCAUAAUUAUUUUUAGCUUUUCUGGGUUAAAAGAUACCAUGGCUUAGAGUAGUCAUAAUUGACAUUCUUAAAUAAUGAGGUGCUUCCUAUACAACACCCCCAAUAUCGAGUUAAAAAUUUCAACUAGUACAUUUAUUAAGUACCUCAUAGUACAGGCACUCUCCAAGGUAGUAACCUUCCAAACUAAAGGCAAAGCCUUUGUGGGGUUUAUCCAACAGGAAAAGCAGCAGUGAUGGCGAGUCCUCUUUCCUAAUACAGAAAAGUUCUGUCUAUGGACAUGAGAUGUACUCACAUCGUGAAUUUUAUUUUGAUUUUUAAAACCAUCACAAGUGUGAAAAAACAUCCUGAGGUUGCAAACUUGGAUGCAAGCAGUGGGCAGAUACUGCGCAUGGCCAUAGUUUCCCAGCCUCUGAUUGAGGCAAGAUAGUCCAAUAGUGAUAGACUGCAAACCACAGUGUGGUUUCACUUUUCUAAUAUUUACAUUUAGAAGCAGAAGCAAUGUAUUUCCCCUACUAUAGUUACCACACUAACAUAAAAACUUGAGGUUUUUGAGACAGGCUUCCUUUCAUGUAUCCCAAGUUGGUCUCAAACUUGCUUAUGUAUCAAAGGAUAACCUUGAACUGCUGACCUUCCUCAGGGCUGGAGGUAUGCACCCCUCUCCCUACCCACUCAUUAAUGGAGACAGCAUUAGGGAAAACAUUCUUUGGGAUGAAUUAAGGACCAGAAAAUGAAGGGGGUUUUGUUUUGAGAACAGAAAGGAACACUUGAUUGCCACUUCUACAUCUCUCUGCAUCUGUGCUGUGUGUGUUUGAUAUCACAUGCUUUGAGAAACAUCAGGAAGUUCUCCCCCAUGACCUGAGGCUGUCUUUAGGGACAUGAGACCCCCCUAGAAAAACGGAGAACACUGUAAAAGUCGAUGUUUUUCCUCCUGGCCCCAGGCUCCCAGAAUGAUGACUGUGAGACCUAGGCCAAUAAGCUUUGGCUGGUUGGAUCAUAACUUAAUACCCAUUUAUUCCAAGUUCUGCCAUGUGGCUGGUUACUUCUGCUCAGCUCCCAUGCCUCUGACCUCCAUGUCCCCAGGCAGAUCUUCCUGAACUUGCCUAAAUCCCAGAAUUCAAUCUCCCAACUGGAUGUCCCACUUUCUAUUUGCUGCCUAAACUUAUAGGCUAAUCAGCAUGUUAUUGACAGGUGCUGCAUCCAAGACUGCUCCUUUUUUUCUUUUUUUGCAAAAUGGAUACAUCCAGUCUGAUCAUCUGUUUACUCUUUCCUUCCACUUCCCACCAAGUCAGUCCAAGAAUAGCUCCGUAAGGGGCUUGGAAGGUGCCUUAAUGUUGAGCUUUAUUCGUCUGGAGUGAGAUAGGUGAAGGUUCAUUCCCCCCCCCCCCAUGACAAUGCAGUUAUUCUCAGUACCACAUAUUAAAAGACUGUCCUUCCAGCUGUCAAUCUGUGGAGACAUUUACUCACUACUAUAUAUUUGAUGUAAAAUUAUUCUAGAAAUAUACAUUAUAAGUGAAAAAAUGAAGGUCCUACAUUCUCCCUCAUCCCUAGCCUACUAUUUCUUGAAGGUGAUGACUAAUAUAAUUUGAGAUGGAGCCAUUUGUGACUUAUUCUGUAUAUACCUAAAAGUUGUUUUACAAAAAUUGUAACUGAAUUUAUUGAACUGCUGUGGUCCAUUUCCUAUGAUACACUUGCCCACUGUUUUAAGUUGGUCUACUCUGUCUCCCUUUAAGUGACCUGUGACCCUGUCAGAUGCCUUCUUGGUAUUGACCCUGUAAUAAAACCUGGGUGAUUUUCUUAAAUGAAUCAGAGAAGCUACAAAAGAAAAGGAUAUAUGUAUGUGAAUCUGUGAUAUAUGUCCAUCUCUGUGUCCAGAACUAGCUACGGAGGCAUCAACAGGUUGCUGGACAUUCCUGUGACUCUGGGAUAAACCUUUGUGUCUGUGUCAUGAGAUGAACUUGUGCCCCAGAUGGCUUUUAAGAAUAAAGUGUUGCAUAUGCCCUAAGA